Molecule: messenger RNA, 711 nt
Organism: Gadus morhua (Atlantic cod)
Lineage: Eukaryota; Metazoa; Chordata; Actinopteri; Gadiformes; Gadidae
Product: natural killer cells antigen CD94-like
Exons: 2
Coding region: 73-711 (212 amino acids)
Source: RefSeq, a predicted model, not a curated record
ACACAAAGAGACCAACAACUCACAGGGGAAGGACGAUAAGAUAAACUCUGUGAAAACGCUUUAAACCACAACAUGGCUGAAGCGAUUCACCCCCGCCCCAACGUGACGACCGAGGUCAGGACCACACGAGGAGAGGGAGAGGAGAGGAUAGUGGACAUCUUGGUUUGUCCUGAGAGCCUCGGAGAUCAACAGAAGCACUCUGUGGGGACAGAGGAGUCCUCCAAGUCUCUGGGAACAGGAAGAAGUCACGCUGUGAGUCCUCCUUGGUGUCCGAUCAGGGCUGUGGUGGUGCUUCUGGGCCUGCUGUCGGUUAUCCUGCUGGCUAGACUGAUUGGGUUGGCAGUGCAACACAAGAACGACAUGGACCAGGUUCUCCUUACGCUGAAGAACUUAACAGAACAGAGAGACGCACUUCUUUGUCAAGAGGACUGCCCAAAUACUUGGGAUAAGUUUCGUUGUAAGUGCUACAGGAUUUCCACUGAGUGGCUAUCCUGGAAUGAGAGCAGGGAGUUCUGUGUUUCCCAAGGAGCAGAUCUGCUGGUGGUGGACAAUAAAGAGGAGAUGGACUUCAUUAGCAAGGCCACCUUAUACCACGACUUCUGUCUCGGAGCGACAGAUGAGGCCGGAGAAGGAAUGUGGAGAUGGGUUGAUGGGACCGUCCUGCCACUGGAUGACCCCUCCUGGAGCAGAGGGGGACCUGUUGGUGUGUGA